AUGGGAAACGAGCAUUCGGAAAGGAUGGACAAAAUUGAGAAGAAGCAAGAAGAAAUCAUGGGUCAGUUAUCAAAAAUUUUGGAGUUGAUAUCUACAAAUAAAGGAAAGAGAGCGGUAGGGAGUUCUGGUACACCAGAAGAUGUUCAACAGACAGAAGCCCAUACAGACCCUGUGGCCACCACCGACUUACACCCAACAGAGGUAAUCGGAUGGGCAAGUCCUUCAGAUCCCAUCUCUGUACCUGAUCUAGAAGAUCCAAAGGAACAAGAGAAGCUCAAAUAUGGAUCCGUUGAAUCGAAAGAUAAUCCAGAUACCCACAAAAAAUUUAACCUUUUUGAGGAAAGACUACGCAUGAUAGAAGGAAUGGGAAUGUAUUGUUCUAUGGAUGCAAUUGAACUCUAUCUUGUUCCAGAUGUGGUUAUACCCCAAAAAUUCAAAGUUCUAGACUUUGAGAAGUAUGACGGAACCAAGUGCCCGGUCACACACAUCACCAUGUAUUGCAGAAGGAUGGCCGCAUAUGCUCAUGAUGACAAACUCUUGAUACAUUGCUUCCAAGAUAGCCUUACUAGUGCUACAGCAAAGUGGUACAUCCAAUUGGACCGCAAUCGAAUCCACACGUGGAAAGACCUUGCUCGGGCGUUUGUAGCUCAAUAUAAGCACAUUACAGAUAUGGCUCCGAAUCGCCUUUCUUUACAAAACAUGAAGAAGAAACCCACUGAAAGCUUCAAAGAAUAUGCUCAAAGAUGGAGGAAUGUGGCCUCUCAAGUUCAGCCACCAUUGAUUGAGAAAGAGACCACUGUAAUGUUCGUUAACACCCUGCAAGCCCCUUACUAUGAACGAUUGGUUGGUAGUGCCGCAAAGAACUUUGCUGAUAUGGUGAUUUUAGGAGAAAUGAUAGAAACUGCCAUUAAGUAA
Molecule: messenger RNA, 915 nt
Organism: Theobroma cacao (cacao)
Lineage: Eukaryota; Viridiplantae; Streptophyta; Magnoliopsida; Malvales; Malvaceae
Source: RefSeq, a predicted model, not a curated record